Hylaeus volcanicus is the source of this 2433-nucleotide messenger RNA. RefSeq names its product palmitoyltransferase ZDHHC7 (gene Dnz1). The transcript is spliced from 4 exons. The coding region runs from base 691 to 1518 and encodes 275 amino acids. Gene Ontology annotation, cellular component: endoplasmic reticulum; Golgi apparatus. Gene Ontology annotation, molecular function: protein-cysteine S-palmitoyltransferase activity. The record is from RefSeq and is a predicted model, not a curated record. NCBI's taxonomy places the organism in Eukaryota, Metazoa, Arthropoda, Insecta, Hymenoptera, Colletidae. Gene Ontology annotation, biological process: peptidyl-L-cysteine S-palmitoylation; protein targeting to membrane.
AAAACAGUGAUGACGUAGAUUUGUCCUAAUACCUUAUUCAUCACACUAAGUUAAAUCGAAUAAUAUAUAAAUUAAAAAUUUCUUUGUUUUAUAAAAUUAACAUUGAUUUUCUACAAGUAAUGUACUGAUUGAUACUAUCAUGACUAUACUAUCUAAUAGCUAUUGCAAAUUUUGAAAGAACAUGUAGUUUUCACUUUUUAUUUUGUUGAAAGUAUUUCGUAACAAAAUGUUAUAAUUACACUCCAUCGAGAUUUCGCUGAGAUUAUUAUAAUAUGAAUCAUUUUAAGGGAUAAGAUAAAAUUAUAAUUUAAAAGGUAGGCUGCGUCACGUGGUCUGUGAAUCUGUGAACGAUAACGAUAUGAAAGUGUAUGAAAGCAGUCAGCUUAGGUCAGGUUAGGUUAGUUGAAGCAAGUCGAAGCGAUCAGUAUUGGUCAGAAAAUUUAACACUAUCCUGUGUCAAUGUUUUAGCAUUAUUUACUAAUAAAACUUGAGUUAUUUAUUGUAAGGAUAUCUGACUUUAGUGCUUCAGUGCAAUUAUAGAAUGAAUAGAUUUUAAAUUUAGACGAAAUAAAGGAAAUGGCGCCGUAUUUGUACGAAGCAAAUUCUAUGGAGAACGAAAUCACAUGAAACCAUUCUGCUUUGUAAUGAUACGUGAUAUAUUUAUUAAUAAGGAGUAUGGAAUAAAUAAAAAUGUUUGUGAAAGACCCUUGCGGCAUCGUGUGUAUCAUAGUCACGUACGUCGCUGUUUUUUAUGCAGAUUAUGUGGUUGUACGUUGGAUUAUCCUGCAUAGUUUACAAGACAGUUUGUGGGGUCCCUUUCAUGUAGUGGCUUUCAACACAGUUGUAUUGUUAUUGGUAAUGUCACAUUUGAAGGCAGUCUGUAGCGAUCCUGGGGUUGUACCACUACCACAAAGUCGUAUGGACUUUUCUGACAUACAUAUAGAUAAUCCAGAGACAAAAAUUGAAUGUGAUGAAAGUGAUAACUGGACUGUAUGCACUAGGUGCGAAACUUAUAGACCACCUAAAGCACAUCAUUGUAGAAUUUGUAAGCGAUGCAUUAGAAGAAUGGAUCAUCAUUGUCCAUGGAUAAACAACUGCGUUGGGGAAAGAAAUCAAAAGUACUUUAUCCAAUUUCUGGUCUAUGUUGGAAUGUUGGCUGUCUAUGCGCUAGGUCUGGUAAUAACAUCAUGGAUCAUAGAAUGUUCUCAUUGCAGUAACGACAUAGCAUACAAACAGAGUCGCAUCUUACACUGUGUUAUAUUGGUGUUGGAGUCGGCAUUGUUUGGCAUGUUUGUCAUCGCGGUACUGGUAGACCAAUUUCAAGGUAUUCUGGGAGAAGAGAACACAACAGAACGUAUGCAAAAUAAUCAUCAUUAUAAGAAAAACAAUUCCCGUACUUUGGUACUACUUUCUCAGGUUUGUGGCAAGAGUCAUCCAAUUUUAUGGAUGCUCCCUUGCCAAAACCCACCACGAUAUAUUUUCCGAAGAGAUGCGUACCUGAUCGAUCACGAGGUCUAGAUAAAUCGAUAAAUAAUUCCCAAACAGUGAAUGCUUCUUUUGUGGCUUGUUACAUCAUAAAUACUUUUUUAUAUGUAAUUUAAAUGUCUUUUCCUUAUUUAAUGGACAGAAGGUGCAAUUUAUAAAAGGUGGAGAUAUUAUUAUAUAUUAUAUAAUUUAGGGAAAUGAAAAAGGUAUUAUUUAUAUGCUCGUAAGUUUUAUUAUUUAAAAUUAAAGUUUAGUAAAUUUUAAUCUUUUGUAAUUAUUUACUUUUCUUAAAAACUUUAUAGCGUAAAGUCGCCAAAGUAAGAAAGAAGAAGCGGAAGAUACGAGGCAAUUUAAAGUGUAAUUGUCUCAGUUUUGUAACAUGAUUUUCAUCCGUAAUAAUGCAAUUUGAAACAUUGAAUGAAUAUGUUUUGAAGUAUUAUUAUUAAGGAAUUAAUUUGUGUAUCAUUCCAUAAGAUUAAAUAAGUCUAAAUAUACUUGCAAGUUUAAUAUUCAAUACAAUUGAACCAAGUAUUAAUAAUUCUAGCAAAGGAUAAAUCCUUAGUGAAACUUGCAAAAUUGCGUAUGUAGACAAAUUUGUCAAUAUCUUUAGCAAAGUUUUGUUAUGAGUAUAUAUAAGUUGUUCAUUAGAAAAGUGGUGAUUUAUUCAUUUUUGUUUGAAGACUAUUACAGUAAUAGAAAUACUUAUAUAUAUCUCUUUAUUUUUCAAGAAUAUAAAGCUCAGCAGAACUGCCACUGUGAUCCAAGUUUUAGGAACAAAAUAUUGAUAUUAUUUAAAAAAAAAAAAGAUAGGUUUACAUCACUUUUAUAAUGAGCAGCUCAUUAAAAUAUUCAAUGCGUCAUUGUAAUGUAUGUAGAAUUCAAUACUAGUCCGCAUUAAUUUGUACAAAUAUUAACGAAAUUGAUUUGUAUUAAAGUGGUAUAAAAUUA